Molecule: messenger RNA, 438 nt
Organism: Dentiscutata erythropus
Lineage: Eukaryota; Fungi; Glomeromycota; Glomeromycetes; Diversisporales; Gigasporaceae
Source: the annotation of a GenBank genome assembly
AUGUCAACCAAAGGUGCUACCAAGUUUAAAGAUUUAAGUCAAGAAGACACAGAAUGCCUUAGAAAUGAAAGUGAACGUCGCCUUAAAGCUGCCUGGGCUAACAUAAUUAAACGCUAUCAAAACGUGUCUAACAACGAAACAGACGAGAUUGAUUUAAGAUCUCAAACAGUUGUUAUUGACCGAGGAGUCAUUCAAAACUACGAGGAGCAUAAACUUGGAACGACGUACGGAAUGCACUUUACAAACGCGCCUAUAGAAGAUGCGGACGAUGAUAAUGUUUGGUUACUGGAUUCCUCGUCUAAAAACAAAGUCGCGAAUGAAAAUAAUAAAGAGAGCAUUGAUAAUUUAAAUACGCAAACGAGAGUUCGGAGACGACUUCAACUGUAUUCUAUAUCAAAGUCACCUUUUCCAAACCACACAACGAAAAUAAGUUCUCAG